UUGUAUGUUAAAGCUUACCGGAAAACUAUAUUUAAAUAAAUGAGUGUUGUAUUAAGCUUUGUACUACUAAUUUAAAUAAUUAAUGUAUUUUCUGGUGUGUGCACGUGUUUUAUGACUUUUUGUAAAUGGCAUCAGAUUCUGAAUCAAACAGAAGUGUUAGUCCUGUUGGUCAUACAACGGCACCCACACCAGGGUACAAUUUAGACCGGUCUCGUUCUAAUUCUCCUAAUUAUGAUAAUAAUGCACAUAACAAUCGUUCGAGAUCUUCUUCAGUAAAUUCAAAUGCAUCUGAAAGAUCUCAGAGUGGAGUUUCAGAAAGAUCUGGAUCUGCCGCCUCAAAUCGGUCGGAAUCUAGGAAAUCUAGAUCGCAAUCAAGAAGUGUAAGAUCAAACCGUACCCCUUCAAAUGAAUCACAGAAAUCAAGGUCAGUUUCAGUUCAAUCUAACAGAUCUUCUGGGUCAAACCGAUCAAGAAAUUCCUCAAUAGCAUCAAACAGGUCAAGAUCACAAUCAGCAGUUUCUGAAAAGUCUAUAGAAAGUGGUAAAAGUAAAUCUCAAUCACCACAAUCAAAUCGGUCCCAUUCUGUUGCAUCUAACAGGUCAGGAUCUGUUGCAUCUAAUAGAUCUCGAUCAGCAGCCUCAAAUAGAUCAAAAUCUCCAGAUUCAAAUAGAUCUGGAUCAGCAGCUUCAAACAGAUCCAGAUCGUCAUCUGUGCACUCUAAUAAAUCUGCACCGUCACAAAAAUCCAGAUCACCAUCUGCAGAUUCCAACAGGUCACGGUCACGUUCUGCUGUUUCAAACAAAUCAAGAUCUGCUGAAAGUUCCCAUAGUUCAAGAUCUCACUCUGUAGGUUCACGUAGGUCGAAGAGUGCAGAGUCAAACAAAUCUGGAAGAAAAACUCCUGAUAGUAGAUCAAAUAGCCCCAACCUACAAAUUGAUGCAGGCUCACCAAGUGACCAUGAAGACCAGAAACGUAAAAGAGAUAGUUCAGAAGAAAAAGAAACCAGAAAAAAGACUAAAAUCCUUUCCGAUAGCGAAAAUGAGGGAGAAAAUGAAAAUGGGAAGAGUGAAGAACCUAGUGCUGCAGCACUGUUCGGAGAUGCUGACGAUAUAAGUAGUGAAGAAGAAAAGGAGAAGGAAAAGGCAGUAGAAAAAAAAGACGAUAUGGACAAGGAAGGGGAUAGUGAAAAUGAAGCUCCAGAGAGACGUUCUGAAGAUGAAGAAGAAAAUGAACAAAGAGCUAUAAACGAAGAUGAAGAGGAGAAAGAAGUGGAAAUACCAGAAACGCGAAUCGACGUGGAAAUACCUAAAAUUAGUUGUGAUCUAGGGAGAGACAUACAUUUCGUAAAACUUCCCAACUUUUUGUCCGUAGACACCAGGCCAUUCGAUCAAGAAACUUACGAAGAUGAAAUUGACGAAGAAGAAACUUUGGACGAAGAAGGUCGUGCUAGAUUAAAACUCAAAGUAGAAAAUACAAUUAGAUGGCGCGAAGCUUUCGACAAGGAAGGCAACUCUAUAAAAGAAUCAAAUGCACGAUUUGUAAAAUGGUCCGACGGAUCUCUGAGUUUACAUUUGGGUUCUGAAAUAUUCGAUGUUUAUAAGCAACCCUUACAAGGAGACCACAAUCAUUUGUUCAUUCGUCAAGGGACUGGUCUACAGGGUCAAGCUGUUUUUCGAACCAAAUUGAGUUUCAGACCUCACUCGACGGAGAGCUUUACACACAGAAAAAUGACCCUAUCGUUGGCUGACAGGUCUCAGAAAGUUUCAGGAAUUAAAAUACUAUCCCAAGUAGGGGUGGAUCCUGAUCAGGACCGAAAAACAUUACUUAAAAAAGAAGAAGAGAAGUUAAGGCAGACAGUAAGAGCUAAGCCAAGAAGAAGAGGUGAAGGUGGCACAAGAACCCACGCCAGGGAAGCAUAUAGGGAAGAAGAGGGUAGCGACGAAGAAGGGGCGAUUUCCCUCAAUGCUAUUAAAAAUAAAUACAAGUCAGGAGUAGCAAAUCCAUCACGAGGUAGUGCUAUUUAUUCUUCUGAUGAGGAAGGGUCUGAUUUUGAAGCGAGACGUGGCCGAAAAACUGAUAAAACCAAAGCCCUGAAAGACUCAGAGUCGAGCGAGACGGAAUAAUUUUAUAUAAUUUACAAUCCACU
Messenger RNA from Agrilus planipennis (emerald ash borer), 2146 nucleotides. RefSeq names its product another transcription unit protein (gene Atu). The transcript is spliced from 8 exons. The coding region runs from base 126 to 2123 and encodes 665 amino acids. NCBI's taxonomy places the organism in Eukaryota, Metazoa, Arthropoda, Insecta, Coleoptera, Buprestidae. Gene Ontology annotation, cellular component: Cdc73/Paf1 complex; nucleus. Gene Ontology annotation, molecular function: RNA polymerase II C-terminal domain phosphoserine binding. The record is from RefSeq and is a predicted model, not a curated record. Gene Ontology annotation, biological process: positive regulation of transcription elongation by RNA polymerase II; transcription elongation by RNA polymerase II.